Gaeumannomyces tritici R3-111a-1 is the source of this 219-nucleotide messenger RNA. RefSeq lists its product as hypothetical. The transcript has 2 exons. The record is from RefSeq and is a predicted model, not a curated record. Lineage: Eukaryota; Fungi; Ascomycota; Sordariomycetes; Magnaporthales; Magnaporthaceae. The coding region runs from base 1 to 219 and encodes 72 amino acids.
AUGUCUCGCACCAGGACGGAAGGGGGAGAUGACAAUGGCAAGGGUUUCGGCCAAUUUGCCGUCACCAUGGAGGCCAAGCAAAAAUGUCUGCCUUUUGUGCAAGCGGGCAUUCCCAGCCAGCUUUUGGGCAUGUUCGUGCUCGGCAAUCGGCUUGCCCCUGGUGGUCAGAGCUAUGACCACCUGAGGGAGCUGGCGGGCGGGUCCAGGGCGGCUCCGUAG